AUGUCAACAACAAACGACGAUGCGGCCGAGGUCAAGUUUGGCCCGUUUCCCGUGACCAAGCAGGUAUUUCUCAAGACGCAGCACAGCUUCGGCGUCGUCAACCUCAAGCCCAUCCUCCCCGGCCACGUCCUCGUCUGCCCGCUGCAGCCGCACCGGCGUCUGACCGACCUCUCCGCGGCGGAGACGUCCGACCUGUUCGCGACGGUGCAGCGUGUGCAGCGCAUGUUGAGCCGUGUGCACUUCAAGACGGACCGCCCCGAGGACGGGGGCAGCUUCACCGUCGCGGUGCAGGACGGGCCCGAGUCGGGCCAGACGGUGCCGCACGUCCACGUUCACGUCAUCCCGCGCAUCGCGGGUGACAUGGGUGAAGGCGAGGCCUCGGAUGAAAUCUACGUCAAGAUGGCGUCUGAGGAGGCCAACGUCGGCGGCGCGCUAUGGGAUGUCGUGCGCCGGCCUGAGCCGGGGGGCGGCAUGCCUCGCGUCGAGGACGCCUGCCGCGAGGCGCGAAAGCCGGAUGAUAUGCAUGCUGAGGCGGACAUGUACAAAAGAGCCUUGGAGCGCAUGUAG
Beauveria bassiana ARSEF 2860 is the source of this 567-nucleotide messenger RNA. RefSeq names its product Bis(5'-adenosyl)-triphosphatase. NCBI's taxonomy places the organism in Eukaryota, Fungi, Ascomycota, Sordariomycetes, Hypocreales, Cordycipitaceae. Bases 1 to 567 code for a protein of 188 amino acids. The record is from RefSeq and is a predicted model, not a curated record. Gene Ontology annotation, molecular function: catalytic activity. The transcript has 2 exons.